AUGGAACAACUAACGGCGGCUGACUUGCCCCGUAUACUUGAUUUGCUUGCGCCGUCUUCUACUGACUCCCAGAAAUUUGUUGCACUUACGUUACUACCCAGACUUUUGGAACCGAAUAAAGAGACGAUGAUGAUGGUAUUUGAAGCAAUGGAUUUCAAUUUCAUCGAAAGGCUAUUAAGAACAAAAAGCUCGAAUCCAGAUAUGCAAGAUGAAACUCUAAAAUCCAUAGCAGUCAAUAUCUUGAGUUGCUUCUGCAUGCAUGACGACUUGCUGGAAAAGAAGCAACUGAUAAACCGCAUUCCUUCGUUGGCUAAAUCUGUUGGUAUUAGUGAGGAAAUGUCUCAGGAUAUAUUCAAAAUUUUCGUAAAGUUGUCUUCCGUGGAAAAGGGUCUAGUUCAGCUGAUUGAUGGAGAAGUUAUUAAUGCUAUUCUCAAUACGUUGAAGACGUCUAAAGAUGGCAAGAGACUUGCGUUUCAAGCUGUCAACUGUAUCGGGAUGCGAGAAUUGGCGCAUCUCGCAACCAAUACUAACUCGGAUCUCAUUUCAUCAUGUGGUUUGUUCAACGAAAUACUGCCAGAGCUCUCCUUGCUUUUCAGAACACACCAGGAUCAGUUGAAGUUUGAUUUGUUAAAUAUGUUUGUGGACAUGUUCUCAUAUUUCGAUGAUAAGUUAACACGGGAACUUCGAAAAGACACAAUCAAGUUCCAACAGUGGAUAGAGAAUAUUCGACAAGGCUUGCGGGACAUUCUAAGUAGCCAUUUGGGACCCGAACAGCGAGACCAGUCGCUUAUACUUACGAGCCUUCUUUUACAUCACUUUGAUGCAGAGUGGUUGUUUUCACCUCCAUCAGCGAAAUUAUCUUCCGACAAGCGACCAGACGAGCAAAUCAGAAACGAGGCAAAGUUUGCCAUUCUCGUCAUUCAAUUGGCAUGUAUCGAGAUACGCUUAAUGCUCGAUGGCCUGGCCGAACGGCAAAGGAAUAAGGCAGAUAAUCAUGACCCUAGACUUGAGAAGAUGUUACCAACGUGCUAUACGAUAUUAGAGACGUCAAUUGAAUAUUUGGCCAAUAUUGGUCAGUUGCUCGAAGAAGAAGCAGAGUCAAAUGAAGACGUCUCAUUGUCAUUACCUAUUGACCCUGAGCUCUUGUUGAAGUUAAAGAACAUUCUCACAGAGACCUUUAGAGCCAUCAUGGAUUAUCUUGUAGAUGUCAAGACUGAAUUAAUGUCCGUUGAAGAAGCCUACCAAGAUCCACGAAUAAUAGCAACAAUACGCGUUUUAUCUAGAUACUUAUCCGAAGAAGCAACUAUGGAGAAAGAGGUUAGAGAAGUCAUGCCUUUUCUAAUGGAUAUGGCAGCCUACAGGUAA
Molecule: messenger RNA, 1365 nt
Organism: Paraglomus brasilianum
Lineage: Eukaryota; Fungi; Glomeromycota; Glomeromycetes; Paraglomerales; Paraglomeraceae
Source: the annotation of a GenBank genome assembly